This is a messenger RNA of Harpia harpyja (harpy eagle), 2881 nucleotides long. It is a transcript of the gene FAM81A, whose product is annotated as family with sequence similarity 81 member A. The coding region runs from base 798 to 1946 and encodes 382 amino acids. NCBI's taxonomy places the organism in Eukaryota, Metazoa, Chordata, Aves, Accipitriformes, Accipitridae. The transcript is spliced from 11 exons. The record is from RefSeq and is a predicted model, not a curated record.
CUAGGGGCGGUCAGGACGCUUCGCGAACGGCUGCCGUAGCGGCGGCAGCGCCUUAAAGAGCGGGGCUCAGCCGGCCGCUGGGAUGCAGGGGACGGACGGGCAGCCCUGCCCUGCCCUGAUCCAGCACUGGCAUAUUGUGAGAAUGAACGUGAAAAACGCUCCAAGGUGCACAGACAUUACAUCAAGUAUUAGACAUAGGUUAUAAUGGAAGAUGGAGAACUGAACACUACAGAUGUGAUUAUCUUUCAAAACAGGAGAAAUGGAGAACCUGCAGAAAAUAAACAUGCAAGGCAGUCUGCUGAAGUGGGGAAGGGAUGCCACAGUACCAAUAGCAAGGAAUGAACUUCGCAUUGCUGAAAGUGUUUCUUCAGCAUGUCCCAUGUAGCAUCCAGUGCUUUGCUGCUGUGAUACACAUAGCUCUUCUUAAAUCAGUGGGAUAUUCCUGUGUUUAUAGUUAAAUUGUGUUUAAAUGCUUCACUGCAUCAAGAUCAUUAAAAUGUGCUAUGGCCCAGAGGACUAACAGUAAACGAGCUCAGAUGUACUGAGAACUGGGUGCCCGGUUACUGUAUAACCUCGUGGUACAGCUAGGAGGGACGCCCUGCAGAGCAGUGGCGUUGUUUAAAAAAAAAAAAUCAACUGAGAAACUACGAGUGUGAGGAACAGAUUGCAGGACUGGACAUUCAGUGUGUGCGCAGGAUUCUGAAUGCAAAGUCAUCAUAAUGAUCCCAGCUCUUACAGCAUGCUUUUUAUAGGCAUGUAAGAACUUAAACAAGGAGACAUAAAUUAUUGACCAGAAAAUGGCCCAGCGAAGCCCAAUCUUCCCAACUCUUGCCCCUUCUGAAAGACGAGUUCGAAACAUACCACUGCAUAGCCAGGCGUUGACAGCAGUCCCGUUGGCAUCUGCAAGCCUGGUGGAUCAGCUGGAAGACAGAAUCCUAAGCCAUGAGAAAACAACGGCGGCUCUUGUGGAACACGCUUUUCGCAUUAAGGAGGACAUUGUUUCCACUCUGCACAGAAUGCAGAACAAAGGGGGGGGUGACCGGUUGGCUAGGCAACUCUUGGAAGAACAUAUCCGAAACAUAACGGCAAUAGUGAGGCAGCUUAAUCGGGACAUUGAGAUGCUGCAGGAACAGAUACGUGUCAGAGACAAUCUCAGCUAUGGAACAAAUUCUACCCUGAAGAGUCUGGAAAUGCGGCAGCUUUCUGGUUUAGGAGAUCUUCGGGGAAGAGUUGCAAGGUGUGAUGCUGGGUUAGCCAGACUGUCUGCAGAGCACAAAAUUACCUAUGAAAGACUUCAGAGCCUAACUAAAGACCAACAUACCUCCAAGCUGAUCUUAGAAUCUAAAAUUAAAGAGGCAGAAAUACAGAUUUCUCAUCUUCUGAGCAGAGUAGAGCAAUCAAUAAUGCAACAAGAGGCGAAGCUGAAGAUUGCCUACAAAGACAGCAACCAACAGCUCCACCUUCUGGAUAUGAAAUUAAAAAAUGCUACUGAGGAACUCAGCAGCCAGAUUUUGUCUGCACGUAGCUGGUUGGAACAGGAACAUGAAAGGAUUGAAAAAGAGCUUGUGCAAAAAAUUGACCAACUCUCAUUGACUUUAAAGGAAAACACUGAAAUGAGUGAAAGAGCUAUAGAGAUGAAAUUCAACCAAAUGGCAGAGAAAAUUGACAAAAUAGAAGAAAUACAGAAGAUAAACAUGGAAGCACAUGAAGCAAAACAGACUGAAGAAAAGAUAAAUAUUCGCAUUGGCAAACUUCAAAAUGAGAUAAAUGAAGAUAUAAAAGAAAUGAAAGCUGAAGUUAAUGCUGGAUUUGCAGCUAUCUAUGAGAGCAUUGGGUCUCUACGGCAAGUUCUAGAAGCGAAAAUGAAGCUGGACAGAGACGAACUACAGAAGCAGAUCCACCAAAUGAAGCAGGAGGUUCCAACAUGGGGAGAGGCUGGACCAUGACUUCAAGAAUUUGUCUGAGAGAUUAAUAUUUACCUGGCUAAAUAGGCAGACUAUAAUCUUGUUCCAGUCUGUAAUUCAAAUUAAAUGCAUGUACCAAAUGACAUGCUGCUGUUGCACAGGUCCGUAUGCUUACUCAAAGCGGUAAAUGCAAGCUCUUCAUAGAUCAACUGACAACAAGCUUUUAGGGCCAAGGUACUGAUUUGCCACUGCAAUACUCUAGUUGCUCUCAGGAGAUUAAGCACCGCAUAAAACUGGAGUAAUAUAUUGGUGAAGCUGGCACCUAAUUUGCUAAAGGCAUUGCAGUACUCCCCAGUUUUCAAGGUUUGAUCAGGCAGGUAUAUGCUUUAUAUAUACACAUAUAUACAUAAACACGUACAUGUCUGCCUGCCCCCCCGCCCCUUUUUAAAAAAAAAACCAAACAACCAACAAGUUGAUAUAAUUUGUUUAAUAACAGUUUGGCAAGGUUCUCCACCUUGAUACACAUUACUUAAUUGAAUUCAACAGACAUUUUUACAGUGACUUUCUCUACUAUUGACUUCCUGGGGAGACAGAAUUGGCACUAAACAGACCAAUUUUCAAAACCUAGAUACCAUCAGAAAAUCUUUGUUUAGUUUUGCAAAUAUCCUCUGGUGUGUGUGUAAACUAAGCAGUGUUAUAUAAUGUAGUUGUAGACUAAGAUGAUUCAUGAACAACGUAAGAAACUUAACUCACGUGGUCUUAAGUAUUGUGACCUUUUUAAAUUAAUAACCAAGUGGAGUUGAGACAAGGUAGAAGAUGUAUAUACAGUAUUUUAUAACUGGGCAUGUGUUUCUGUGACUUGUUUCAUUAUAUUGGUAAAAACUUCAAAAGGUUUGAAAACAAAAGAGAAGGUGAUAAUCUAACAUAGUCUGGAGAAUGUAAUGUAAAAUAAAAUGAGUUUAUGAUCUGCCUAGAAA